GUUCCCGAAGUAAAUGUGUCAUACUCAUCACACGAUGACAUCGACUCGAGAUCAAACGUCCCAGCACAGUUCAGAGAUGAGCAAAUACCAUAAUUACAAACCCAGGCCAAAAAACAGGGAUGCUUCUCCAGGGCAGCAGAAACAAAGAUCGGCACUACUUACCAGUCAACCCAGAGAAAAUGGUAUCAUAAGAAGAAACUUCCCUAUAAGAGAACUCAAAAUAUCUCCAUUGUUCGUUAGCCGAAUCAUUGCUGCAGCCAUGGCAAUACGCUUCCUCAUUAUCACAAUAAUAUGGUUUGCCAUUUUCAUAACUUUGUUAUGCAACAACGAGGUUCCAAUUUCUUCAAGAGACAGUCACUGUACCCAAUGCCCUGACGACUGGAUAUGUUAUAGAAACAACUGCUACCAGUUUUUUAAUGAGAGCAAAAGCUGGAACCAGAGCCAAGCUUCGUGUUUGUCUCAAAAUUCUACCCUCUUGAAGAUAUACAGUAAAGAGGACCAGGAUUUCUUUAAGCUGGUGAAGUCGUACCACUGGAUGGGACUAUUCCAAACGCAAGCAAAUGGCUCUUGGCAGUGGGAAGAUGGAUCCACUCUCUCAUCCAACGAGUUAACAUUGGUAGAAAUGCAGAGAGGAUCCUGUGCUGUCUAUGGCUCCAGUUUUAAGGCCUACACAGAAGAUUGCUCAGCUCUAAACACAUACAUCUGCAUGAAGAAGGCAGUGUAAGGACUUCAUUAACUAUCUUGGCAACAGCCAGGACAAGAGAAGGGAUUAUACCGGGAGAAACUGGGACUAAAAGAAAGAGACCGAACAUACACGCAAGACAAAACAGCAGGCCUUCUCCUUCCAGAAACAAGCCACAGAACAAUUAGAUGAACAUUCUGUUUCCCAUAAAACAAAGGACACUAACUCAAAGAUCAUCAAGGCGGCCAUUCACACCUUUCUCCAAUCUGCUUAGAAUGUGGUGAGGAAGGAGGCAAGGAGGAGCCUCGAUUUCAAAAUGGGACCAACAGAUCAA
This is a messenger RNA of Microtus oregoni (creeping vole), 1016 nucleotides long. RefSeq names its product NKG2-D type II integral membrane protein. NCBI's taxonomy places the organism in Eukaryota, Metazoa, Chordata, Mammalia, Rodentia, Cricetidae. The transcript is spliced from 8 exons. The coding region runs from base 14 to 724 and encodes 236 amino acids. The record is from RefSeq and is a predicted model, not a curated record. Gene Ontology annotation, biological process: positive regulation of natural killer cell mediated cytotoxicity. Gene Ontology annotation, cellular component: external side of plasma membrane. Gene Ontology annotation, molecular function: signaling receptor activity.